Nomascus leucogenys (northern white-cheeked gibbon) is the source of this 5366-nucleotide messenger RNA. Its product is annotated as serine/arginine repetitive matrix protein 3-like. The record is from RefSeq and is a predicted model, not a curated record. The transcript has a single exon. The coding region runs from base 2156 to 3037 and encodes 293 amino acids. NCBI's taxonomy places the organism in Eukaryota, Metazoa, Chordata, Mammalia, Primates, Hylobatidae.
UUCUUACGAGACGUUUAAGGAUUUGUUUAUAGAAACAGCCUUUCUGAAUUGCCCCAGUGAUGGGGCCAGACAACCUCCGCUGCCUCCUACUUCUCCCCCUCACUCUCGAAGGCUCCGUCGUGAUUUUUUCAAAGUUAAUCGGCACCACCUGCAUACCCUCGGCAACCAUUACUCACCAACACGCCCUCACCGUUCCCAGUCCCAGUGCUGCGACAUUUAAACUUUUAAUCGUGUUCAAAUUACCCUACCAUCUUGAAUGUACCAGUAAGCCACACUUUCAAUUUUUUGAGAAGAAUAAAACCCCCACCUCCUCCAACCGUAGACACCGGGGGGAGUUCUCACUCCCUGCAUCCCCCGCGCUUCCCCACCCGACACCACCAAAACAAAAGCUAUCAGAUUGCAAAAGAUAGCGAGUGUGGAGCGACACUGCUUAUUAACUACGUACAAAGGAAGUGCGGGGUGGCAGAAGACAGGGCGACACGACGCCGACCACAACAAACCCAAGGCCAGGGCUCCGCGCCCGCAAAACACCUCCCCCCCCCCGCCGCAGACCCUGGCGCUCCUGAAACCACCGCGUACGACACCUCUCGCUAGGGACGGGCGUCUAGGUGUCCCCGUGAGGCGGCGACUACACCCCGCGCUGCGAGCACGUGUGUCGGAAUGCAAGUCGGCUCCGACCACACACCCACCAACGCACACUCGGAUGCGGCCCUAGUACCCCUCCAUCCCCCGGCCCGGGAGAAACUGGGAGACCAUCCCAGAGCCCUCUGAACUGGGGGGCCCAGUGGCGCUCCCCGGAAGAAACAAGCUGAGGAAGACUCCCGGCCUCGCACUUCCCGGGGGGCUGCCCAGAGAGCGCUUCCCCUCACGCCACCGCCCAGCCCCGGGACGCCAGGGGCAGGUAACCCAACGAGCAGCGGGCCAAAGUGACGGGCAAGGCCAGGAACCCGAGGAGCAAAAGCACGUUGGGCGACGGGAGGCAGCGCCGGGCGCUUGGAGACGUGUCCUGGGGCUACGGGCCCUCUCCGCAGGGCACCUCCCCCCUCGAGGGCAACUCGCACCCCGCGGGCCGGGCGGCUGCCCGCUCCCCACUGCCGGGUCAGCCCCAGCAGCGGAGACGCGGUGCGACCCAGGGUGCUGUCCCCGCUGCCUGCGCGCCGCAGGGGAUCAGCGCUGUGUGCGGAGAGGCUCGUGCGCCCGGGAGGGGCGAGGUGCGGGUCGCGGGGCCCGGGAAACCGCGGAGCCCGCCCCGGCACCAACUUCCCUACCGAGUCCUCGUGCCUAGCCGGGGGACACGGCUGUCAGGACCGCGAGAAAAAAAGCUCCUCAGGCCCCUCCCGCGCGGGGAUGCGCGGAGCCAGGGCCCGCGGGGCUCCAGACGAACGAGCCCGGGUCCCGGGUCCGCUGCAGCCUCCCUCCCGGCAGAGCCGCCCCGCGCCCCGCCCGGGGCCCGACAGCUGCGACGGUGGCAACUCGGGUUUCGCAAACAGGGCGCAGCCCCUCGGAGGAAAAGUUCCCGCAGUGGCCGCGGGCGGCGGGCACAUACUCACUUUCUCCACUCGUCGGCCAGAGCGAGAGCGCGGCGGAGAGAAACAGGAGCCCCCACAGCGAGGUCGGGGACCCUCCUCCGGAGCCAGCCUUCAUUCCUUUUAUUUGGGACGAAAUUCCCCUUUCUCAAAAAAAAAAAAAAAAAAAAGAAAAGAAAAAAAGGAAAUGAAAGGAAACAAGUCUCAAACUCAGUCUUCGCUCCCCCUCCAAAAACAAGGGCGAAGGAAACAAUACUCUGAAGGCGGCGCCGCCGGGGCCCUCCGGGUGCGCGGACGGGGCGGGCGGCGCGGGGCGGCCCCUCAGCGCCGGCAGCAGCAGCCCAGGGCUCGGCGGAGUCGGGAACCCGAGGCGCGCCGGGGCGGGCUGUCGGCGUCGUCGGCCUCCAUUUUCAAACCCAGAGAGGCAGGAAGGGGGGAAAACUGCAAAGAAAGGGGGCAAAGCCCAAAUCUGCCUCAGCGAGGAAAAACAAGCCCGGCCCUGGCCGCGCGGGAGGCGGCCGGACGCCCAAGCCUCCGCCGCGGGAGGGCGCGACGCAGUUCGCAAGAUCGCCCCGAAGUCCGGGUCGCAGGCGAGGCCGGCGAGGGGCAGAAACGCGGAGUCAAAAUGAAUGAGCGGCUCCCCCUCCUCCUCCUCCUGGCUCCGCUCGCCGCCGCCUCCUCCCUCAGCGCCGCCGCCGCUGCGAGCUCCUUCCCAAAUCCAGGACACACACAAAGCGGCGGGCCGGCCGCGCCGCGCUCAGCACUCCCGCCGCGCCGCCCGGCUCUGCGCCGCCGCCCGCCCCGCGCCGGCCCCCGCCCGGCCCCCGCCCGCCGCCGCCGCCGGCUCUGCGCGGGGGCUCCGGCUCGCUGAAGGUCAAAGCCGAGGCGAGGCGCGCCGUGGAGCUGCCCCCGCGCGGGAGAGGCGUGGAGGGCGCGGGGGGGUCCGGGGAGCGGGGCCGAGGGUCUGCGAGCGCCGGCCGCGGGCAGGCUCGCUGGCGGCGUCCCUCUCGCUCUCCCGCCUCUCUCGAGUUCGCCUGGUGCGCUCGCUCCUCCUUGGGUUUUUUCCCUUUUUUUUUCCGCUCAGCGGAGUUAAUGCUGGUAAACAAGAGCCCCAGCCUCGCCGCGCCGCCGCCGCCGCUGCCACACACUGGGGGCUCGCGCGCGCGCGCCCGGGGCCGCGCACACGCGCCCGCUCGCACACUCGAGCGGCCACCGCCGCAGCAGCGGCGCGCCGAGGGCCCGGCCCAGGCCGGCGCGCGCCAAAAACCGGAGCCCGGGAUUCCCAAGACGUGCGGAGCGGAGCCCGGGCGUGGGGCGCGAGACUGCGAGGCGCCGCCCCCAUCUCCCGCCCCGCCGCCUCCCGCGCGCACACACAGACACGCGCGCGUGCCCACCGGCUCCCGCCCCCACCGCACUGCGCCGGCCACCCCGCACGCGCCCUCCCCUCCCGCCCGACUCCAAAAACAAUGCCCCCGCCGCCGGCCCGGUCUCGGCGGGGCAGGGGUGGGUAGGCAGGGAAAGGCUAGGCAGGGGAGGGGUGGGCAGGAGAGGGGAGGGGUGGGCGGGGAGUGCGGGGCUGGGAGAGGUUCAUUGAAAACAACAACAGCGCGGCUGGAAAGCGCGUUUCCCAGGUUCUUGAAAAGCUUCAUUGUUUCUUGCAGCUGUUGCAAAAUAAAUAAGUGCGUGCAUGCGGCAUUUUUUUCGCUGCGUACUGGAAAGCCCGAACGUGGCGGAAGGGACGCACCUGGGAGAAAGGGGACCCCCCCCCCAGGCUACUACGCCUGGCACUUUCACGCCAGGCUGGGGCGCCCGCGGCAUUGCGACCGUGGAGCCCGGAGUUUCGGGGCUCGCGGGGAGAGGAGGGGGAAGGGCGCGGCCCGCGUGGCUCGGCCCGGAGUGGCGCGAGGAGAGAGGACCCAGCCGCCCUUCGCGGGCCCCGUGCCCCGGAAGGGGGGCCCAGACAGGCAGCCCCGCGUGCCCCGGGCGCGUCCCCGCCGCGGCCGCCAGAGGGCGCGGCGGGCGCCGGGGAGGGCAGCCCGCGGAGAGUCGCCUCCCUCCCUCCGGGGGAGGAAAUGUGGGGGCCCGGGCUGGGGGCCGACUCGGCUGGGUCGCGCUGGCGUGGCCUCCCGGACCCGCGGCCCGCCCUGAGCGCUCUCCGCGGCCCCGCGCGGCUCAGGGCUCCACCACGUGGGCGGCUGCGGGGAGCGGCCGGGGCGCGUGCACGCUGCGGGGCUCCGAAUCUGGGGGGGCGUGUCCGGGUCCCGGGGCCCCAAGGAGGGGGUGGAGGCUGGGGCCGGGAAGCCUCCCUUGGCUGCGGUCCCGACCCGGGAACACGCUGCAGGCACUCGGGAUCAGCGGCUACUGCGGAAACCCACCCGCACCUGUCUCGGGUCCUCCCAGGCACGUUCCUCUUGCUUCGUUUGCUACGUAAGUGACUAGAAACCAGUACCGACCCUAAGUCUCCGCGGUGGUUUUCUUGAAUGUGCAGGAGGAGAGGUUUCCCCAAAGCGAGACUUCCCUAGGACUGCCAUCUAAUGAAUAAAUGCUGCGGAGACCAGGUCCUCAAAGAGGGAAACAGCCCAGCAGUGGCAGGAGAGAGGAGUUUGAAAUACGUGGACUUUUACAAACAGUAAUUGGACCAUGUGUCGCCCUUAAUGUGGUUCGGUUUCAUGACUCAGGCUAAUUGAUGACAAUAAUAAAAUUUUUUAAGAUAGCUAAUAAAAGAGUUGUGAAUUGUCGAGAUAAGAAGUGGUUGUCUCAAACAAUCGGGUAGGAUGGUAAGAAGGGACCUGAUGUAAAAAGGAAGGUAGUAGGUUUCUUUUAUUACUCUCUAAUUGUAAAAUACUUCUGCAUUAGAACGUGUAUCCAUCGUUCGUAAAUAAUUUUUUAAAUUAAGAGCUGACAACAAGUCAAAAGCUAUCAUAACGGAAACUUAGCCCUUUUUUUCUAAAGUUGUUUCCUAGAUCAUUUUCCUCCUUGGAAAUUUCUAGCUCAAUUCAGAGUCAGUUGUAUAGAAGGAAAAUAAACCUUGUUUUACCUAAGAAAAUUAUUCAUAUGAUGGGAUGGUUUUGUUUAACUGAAAUUCAGCUUGAUUUGUAAAUAAGGAGUUUCAGUUUUGGAUGUUCCUAGAUUUAACAGUGAAAGAAAUUUAUUAGAAUCUUAAACUUAAAAUGUAUUAUUUAAAAAUUAGGCACUACACGUGAAGAAUUAAAGUCCAGUCUACUAAUUUUUAAAUAUUUCUUAAGGAAGUUCUCUGCAUGAGGUUGGUCUUGAUUCCUGCAGAUCCACUCUGGAGUUAAAGGCAAAGGAAUAUUGAUAUAUAAUUUCGUUAUACUUGAUUUCAGAAUUUUUAAUACAUACUUGUAAGACAAAAAUUUAGAGCUGAUUUUUAAAAGGCUAGUGCUAAUAUAAAAUCUUCAAAUACUACCCAAUGUAUUUUUAGUAUUAGUAAUAAAUAUGCCUGUUUAUUUGUCCCCAAGAACAGAAAGAGGUAUAUAGAAUUUUUAAAUGCGUACAGGUUUUUGUAGGGGUUGUAGGAUUUAUUUGUUUUUGUGUGUUUUUUUUUACUAAAAUGAUUUUUAUUUGUGAAUUUUUUAAAUAUUUGUGUUUUCCUGAAGUAGUAGGAAAUCAAUCGUAUUAAGUUAUUUUAAACAGUGAGGUGGGAGAUGUAUCAUUAUAUAGCUUAAUAUUUAGGAAAAAAAAAAGAACAAAAAUUUGGGUUGUCUUUACACUCUAACUUGACCACAUGGACAAAGGAGGUGAUUUGUAUUUCUUCAGUGAUUAUAUUCUACAUACACAAGUCAAACUUAUUUUUUCAACCUUGAAAUAAAAUCCUGUAGA